AAAAAAAAAGAAACGAGGAGAACAGAAAAUCAUGCCCAGCAGCAUCCCCGGCCUCUCAACCAAACUAACCCCCAUCUACCCCUCCUCUUCUUCAGCACCCCAAGGAGAUGAAGAAGAAGAAGAAUCCCCCACCACACAAUCCCUCAUCUCUUCGCUCCACCUCCAAAAACACAUCGAAGGCGGCUACUUUGCCGAACUAGAUCGAAACCCUCUACUUAUUCCGAACCCGUUCUUGCAGCCUAACAGCGGAGACGCACAAGGAAAAGACGAGGUAAAACGGACGGCAGAGAAACCAGCAUCAGGCGAUGACACGGUGAGAAAUGCAAGUACGAGUAUUUAUUACAUGCUCUCAAAGGCGCAGCCCAUGGGCAAGUUUCAUAGGAAUAAGGGGAGGACGGUUCACACGCUCAUUUCGGGACGCGGUCGCUACGUUCUCAUCCACGCUGAUGAACCGGGCGCGCAGAAGCGUGUGGAGAGUUUUGUGGUAGGUAUGGAUUUUGCGGCGGGGGAAAGGAGUGUGUGGGUUGUUGAGGGGGGGAAGUAUAAGGCUAGUUUUUUGGAAGAGGGCGCCGAGGGGGAGAGGUUGUUGAUUAGUGAGACUGUCAUCCCAGGUUUCGAGUAUUCGGACCAUGAUUUCUUGACGCUGGAAGGGUUCAGGAAGAUUGUUACUCCAGAACAGGCAGAGGAGCUGGAGUGGUUGGUACGGAAAUCGUGAAGGAAAAGACCUGAAAAAUGACAUCGUAUUGAAUACAAAAGCACAAAACUAGAAAAAAAAA
Bipolaris maydis ATCC 48331 is the source of this 776-nucleotide messenger RNA. Its product is annotated as RmlC-like cupin domain-containing protein. The record is from RefSeq and is a predicted model, not a curated record. Lineage: Eukaryota; Fungi; Ascomycota; Dothideomycetes; Pleosporales; Pleosporaceae. Gene Ontology annotation, cellular component: intracellular anatomical structure.